Messenger RNA from Peromyscus maniculatus bairdii (prairie deer mouse), 4653 nucleotides. It is a transcript of the gene Orc3, whose product is annotated as origin recognition complex subunit 3. Gene Ontology annotation, biological process: DNA replication; DNA replication initiation. Gene Ontology annotation, molecular function: DNA replication origin binding. Lineage: Eukaryota; Metazoa; Chordata; Mammalia; Rodentia; Cricetidae. Gene Ontology annotation, cellular component: nuclear origin of replication recognition complex; DNA replication preinitiation complex; nuclear pre-replicative complex. The record is from RefSeq and is a predicted model, not a curated record.
GCCUCCGCUUCCGCAAGGGCGCCCGGAAGUGCUCAGUGCGCAGGCACACGGAGCCGUGGAGUAUGGCUACUUCCUCGGUGUCCAAGGGCUGUUUUGUGUUUAAACCAGACUUCAAGAAAAGAAAGAUCUCUGUGCCAAUAGAGGAUUAUUUUAAUAAUGAGAAACAUGUGUCUGAGGACAGUAAACUUCGAUUUGAAACGUAUCACUUGCUAUGGCAACGGAUAAAAUCUGAAACAGAGCAAUUACAGGAGGAAUUAAAUAAAAACCUGUUUGAUAAUCUAAUUGACUUUCUGCAAAAGUCCCAUUCUGAUUUCCAGAAAAAUUCAAGAAAUUGGGGUUGUCAAAUGAAACUGAGAGAAAUUCCCACUGCUGCUCUUAUUCUUGGUGUGAAUGUCACAGAUCAUGAUUUAAUAUUCAGAAGUCUAACAGAGACCCUUCAGAAUAAUGUCACACCAUAUAUAGUCUCAUUACAAGCUAAGGAUUGUCCAGAUGUGAAACACUUUUUGCAAAAGUUGACCUCACAGUUGAUGGACUGCUGUGUAGAUGAAAAUUCCAAAGAGGUGAAAAGUGUUAACACCCCCAAAAAGACAAAUUAUUCAAUGGAUUCACUUUCUAGUUGGUACAAGACUGUCACACAGAACACAGACCCAAAAAUGACAAGCAAAAAGAGGACUACUUGUCGACAAUGGCAGUCUCCUCCUGUUGUGCUUAUCUUGAAGAAUAUGGAGAGCUUCAAUACGAAAGUACUCCAAGACUUCAUAAUUAUCAGCAGUCAGCAUCUGCAUGAGUUUCCACUGAUUCUCAUUUUUGGAAUCGCCACAUCUCCUGUCAUUAUCCAUCGACUGCUUCCUCAUGCCGUGUCAUCUCUGCUGUGUAUAGAGCUCUUCCAGUCUUUGUCUUGCAAGGAGCACCUGACAGUGAUCCUUGAUAAGCUGCUGCUUACAGCUCAGUUUCCUUUUAAAAUAAGUAAAAAGGCAUUACAAGUUCUGACCAACAUCUUUUUAUAUCAUGAUUUCUCAAUUCAAAACUUCAUAAAAGGACUUAAGCUUUCUCUACUAGAACAUUUUUAUUUGCAACCCCUAAGUGUUCUGUGCUGCGAUCUCCCGGAAGCCAAGAGAAGAAUAAAAUUUUUCUCAGUUAAUCAAUGUGAAAAUGUCCGUCGCCUUCCAUCAUUUCGGAGGUACGUGGAGAAACAAGCUUCAGAAAAGCAAGUUGCACUGUUGACCAGUGAGACAGUUUUAAAGGAGGAAACUCAAUUAUUACUAGAAGACCUGCAUGUUUACCAUAUGAACUACUUCCUUGUUUUGAGAUGUCUUCAUAAUUUUACCUCUACUCUUCCCAAGUACCCACUGGGUCGACAGAUCAGGGAGCUGUAUUGCACAUGUUUAGAAAAGAAUGUAUGGGAUUCAGAGGAGUAUGUAUCAGCCUUGCAGCUGCUGAGAAUGCUGGCCAAGGAUGAACUGAUGAGCAUACUUCAGAACUGUUUUGAGGUGUUGAAUUCCUCUACUGAAAAGCAGCUUGGCAGCACAACACAGAAAGUAAAGGAUUUCCUGUCCCAGUUUCAGAACCUUGAUGCAGACAGCAAAGAGGAAGAGGAUGCUUGUGGAUCACAGCCCAAGGGGCUGCAGAAAACUGACCUCUAUCACCUUCAGAAGUCCUUACUGGAAAUGAAGGAGUUAAGGAGAUCAACUAAGAAGCAGACCAAGUUUGAAAUGCUCAGAGAAAAUGUUGUGAACUUCAUCGACAACCUGGUGAGAAGUUACCUUCUGCCUCCUGAGAGCCAGCCCUUGCAUGAGGUAGUGUACUUCACUGCUGCCCACACACUCCGUGAGCACUUAAAUGCUGCUCCACGAAUCGCCCUACACACUGCACUCAACAAUCCUUAUUAUUAUUUAAAGAAUGAAGCACUGAAAAGUGAGGAAGGCUGCAUUCCAAAUAUUGCCCCUGACAUCUGUAUAGCAUAUAAACUGCACCUGGAGUGUAGCCGGCUAAUUAACCUUGUCGACUGGUCAGAGGCUUUUGCAACAGUUGUGACAGCUGCUGAAAAAAUGGAUGCAAAUCCUACAACUUCAGAAGAAAUGAAUGAAGUUAUCCACGCUCGAUUCAUUAGAGCUGUUUCUGAACUAGAGCUCUUAGGCUUUAUAAAACCCACAAAACAGAAGACUGACCAUGUGGCAAGGCUGACAUGGGGAGGCUGCUAAAGAGCAAAGACGUGAAGACAGGGCUUCCACGUCUAAUGAAAAAGAAGCCUGCUGAGCUGAGUUUAACCAAAAGUGCACUGCUAACCUGAAAUUGUGUAUCAAAACAUCUUUGGAACACUUCAGAUCUAAUGAAUGUCCUAUAGGUGGUUUGCUUGCUAGAAAAGCUCUCAAGUCACCUUUGACUCCCCACUUCUUGUGGUCUUGGCAACUUACCAAGCCUCAAGCUGUUUGGCUUUAUACUUAAUGGCAGUAAAUAUUUAUAUCAACAGUCGUGGAGACCUACAGCGCCAGUAAAGCCCUUCACAGAUUGAGCCCCAGUUUACAAAACAGAAAUGUAAAGGCCCGGGGGAAAUAAUAUCUGGAUCUCUUUCAUACUAAGAACUUAAAAAUCAGACACCUAAAGCUUACUUAAUGUUCAUCCCCCAAGAGAAUUUACAGAUGUAUGCCAAAACUGCCUUGCAAAUGAUUCAGAGAGCCCAUGUCCAGGAAAAAAAUCUCUUUAAAAAGCCUUCAUUUUUAACUUUUAUUGCAGAACCACUUUUUAGUAGCAAUUUGCUUUAAAAAAAAAAAUAAAAAUAAAAUAUAUGUAUGUAGGGCUGGGUAUGUGCAUGAGUGCAGUGCACAAGGAGGCCAGGGAUGUUGGAUUACCUUAGCACUGGAGUUAUAAUCAGUUGAGCCCCAGAUGUGGGUGCUGUGAGAACAAAAUUCAUCUUAACUCCUGGAACACAGACGUAUGUAUCCCAGAUAAAAAUGAGAUACUGUCUCCCCAGGGUGGCCUUGCACUUUGGGUAACUCACGCCUGAUUGUCUGCCUCAAGCUUAUGAUCCCCCCUGACCCAAGUGCAGACAUGGUUCAGCGGUUAAGAGCACUGGCUGUUCUUCCAGAGGUCCUGAGUUCAAUUCCCAGCAACCACAUGGUGGCUCACUGUAAUGAGAUCUGGUGCCCUCUUCUGGCCUGCAGGGAUACUGUAUACAUAAUAAAUAAAUAAAUCUUUAAAAGACAUUUACUAUUAUGCCCAGGUCAGAAAAUAUUUCUUUAAACAAUACAACAUUUUAUGCAUACAAAAUACAGAGGAACUGGUUUAACACUGGCAGAUUUUGUCUUGUCUGCCAAGGCACAUGUUUUUCUCUUUCCCUAGGCACUUGUGCAUAGGUCAUAUGCAUUUGAUUUUUCCUCCACCACCUAAUAGUAAAAGCCGCACAACCGAAACUGUUCUCAUAGUAUCGAAAAGAUUUGUAAUACUAAACUAUUAAAGUGAUUUGUAAUAAUUGCUUGGUAUCCUAUAAGAUUCAGCCCUUAGUUGAAGAAAACUGAAACCUCAACUAGAAUUACUUACAAUUAGUGUGUUCUAAUUAUUUUUCUUUUGUUUUAAUGAAGUACUAAUCUGAAAGUACUUUAAGUUUAUUUAAAAAAUAUUAGGCAGCCAGGUGGUGGUGGCACUCGCCUUUAAACCUAGCACUCGGAUGGCAGAGACAGACAGAUCUCUGUGAGUUUGAGGCUAGCCAGGGCCACACAGAGAAACCCCGUCUCAAAAAACAAAAACAAACAAAGGCACAUACCACGUACCUGUUACUUCUGAGAUACUUCAGAAAACAAAGAUCCUUUCUUCCUUGUACUUUAGCAAAGAAGAACACACUAUUUGUGGUAGAAAACAAGUAGGCUUGUCAUUGAAAUUUUAAAGAGUAAAAUAUGCUCAACUUCACUUGAGCAAAACUGCAAAGAAAAAAAAAAAAAAAAACCCUACCCACGAAGAUUGACCAGUGAACCCACUAUGCAGGUAACAGCAAUAACCAAUGUCCUAAGGUGGGAGUGCCCUAGCUAGAUCAAAGGAGCAGAGACAGCAAUCGGAUUUGAGUGAGAAGGACAAGAGUACAAGUAAUGGCUCCACAGAUCUCUAUAAGGACUAUUGUUUUCUUAAACAAAAGACAUAAAGCUUUAAAUGAUAAAUACCUGCUCUGAGAAUACAGUAAGAGGAAUGGUGAAGUAAACCAGUAACCUGUUAGUUGACCACGGAGGUAAUCCAAGCAAGGCAAAUUAUUAGACUAGGAUAAUAGUAGAGACAAUGACACUGUAGAAGUACUAUUAGAUGCACAUGAAGGAAUCUAAGAUCCUUUCUGCUUUAAAACUAGAAGCAUUGCUAUUAGGGGGCUCGCUGUGGUUUGAUUAAGGUCUACCCAGAGGACCAUUUGUAAGGCUUAGUCCCUAGGACAACAGGAACUACUGAGUGGUGGUGGAAUCUCUAGGAAGGAAGGCGCAAAGGAAACUUCUCAAGGAAAACAGCAGGAUCCAACGGUCCUCUUUACUUUUUCGCUUCCUGGCUGAUGAGCUAAUGGUUUAGCUCUACACUCUACACCAGCCAUAUGCUGCUGCCUCACUGCAGACCAAAGCAACAUGGACAACUAAUCACUGAAACAUUAAAUACUAAGUUAAAAUAAACUGACAUCAUAAAUCA